Molecule: messenger RNA, 3296 nt
Organism: Monomorium pharaonis (pharaoh ant)
Lineage: Eukaryota; Metazoa; Arthropoda; Insecta; Hymenoptera; Formicidae
Gene: in
Product: protein inturned
Exons: 12
Coding region: 379-3144 (921 amino acids)
Biological process (GO): establishment of planar polarity; cilium assembly; nervous system development
Cellular component (GO): cytoplasm; cilium
Molecular function (GO): protein binding
Source: RefSeq, a predicted model, not a curated record
AUAAGAACUUUACUAUACCUUUCUCACAUACACUAUUAAAAUAAAAAGGUGCUCGUCGCGUCCCCCACUCUUUCGCUCUCCCCACGAGCGAACAAGCAAGCUUUGUGUUCAGGUGUACUACAUAGUACACAGGUGUAUUCAGAUAGGUAACAGCAAGUAUUAGGCUUUGAGUAAAUUUCUCGCUUAGUCAAUAUGUACAUACAAUAAAUAAACAAUUAAUAAUUGAUAGUCGUAUUCAAGAUAUAAAUGCGAAAAUAUACGGUACUUAUUUAAUAUUAUAAUAUUGUAUAUAUUCAGGUUUUAUUUAUGAGAUAGUUGUAGAGUUAGAGAGAGCUGUUGUGAAGUAAGAAUAUUUCACACAAUAAGUUUCAACGAAACAUGAGCGAGGAGAGCAAAAAUUUAUUAAAAUCCAAAUGCAAACAGUCCGAUGAGCCAUAUUCCACGGAUAUUUGCAACGAAGAUGAUCACGAUUGGUGGGCAAGUGACAGUGGUUCCAGCACAGGAUCGUAUUACUCAGAUACCGGCAGCUCCGUGGUUGAAUGGGAGUCGGAAAUUGGACCUACCGGAGAAGUGUUCUACAUAGAAUCCGAAGAGGAGAGCCUACUAGAAAAUCCUGCAACUUCAGAGGAUAAGAGUGAGAGUCCUCAGCCUGAAUUGACGCGUCGUCGUAGCACGAGAGCUGGCAAACUGUUCCGUCUUAUUAGACGCAAAGAAAGUAAACGGAUGAGUAUGAGAAAUAAAAGAAUCAACAAUAGCGCUGCAAAUAAUACGAUUGCUCAGGAAAAAGGAGAUGGUAGCAAGGAAGUCAAGUUUCAAGAUUUUCAGGCAGGAGAAAUUCGAGAAGUCAUGUUAUGGGUUGACCCUGAGAGAAGACAUAAGCUGGGAAGAAGGGCAACGUUAUGCGAAGCAUACUUUGGUAUCAUCCCAGGUGUAUUCUCGGAUGAAAUCAGAGUUAUGGUGGCAGGAUUUAUACCCGACGGUGAAGCCAUGAAGAACAGAAAUGUAAAAAUUGGGGAUUGGUUGCGAAGCAUCAAUUCGAACAAUGUUACUUUCCAAAAUUUAGAUCGAAUACUUUCUGAAAUCAUCACGCCGUCAAAUGUAACAUUAGAACUGCAAAGAGUAGCUGGUGUCGAUGUUACUGCAAAGUUACCGAAAGUAAAUAAAUCUAAACAAUCGAUAUUGGCCCAAUAUUUGAUGAACAAAGAAAACAGUAGUUCCUUUAUGGAAUCUCUAUUGCAUUAUCCAUUGGGCGUAAUAUAUUUAAAGACUGCGGAUCUUUUGGAAAUGGGACAAGAGUUGCAAGGCGUUUUGUAUACAUUCCCGCGAUCUGAAACUAAAAACGUGCAUUCUUCUUUGUGUAUGGCGAGGGGCGCUUUUAUAACUCUUAAUCAUUUAUUACCUAGUAUAGUAGGGUCGCAGCCAUUCAGCACAACUAUCCGUGUAGGUAAAGAAGAGAUGCAUAUUGCGUAUAUAUCCCGCGACGAUGAAUUACUUUUAAUAGCUUUACCUGACAAAUGCUGUACUUCUCAAGAAAUUGUCAAGAUUACAGAAGACAUCGUCAGAACCCUAGAAUUUACCUACCAAUCGCUAACGAAGUGUUUUACUUCUGUGGAAAAUCAUUCCUUCUUGGAUCACUUUUUCACACUAAUCAUGCACAGAUUAACUAGUAUCAAAGAUUCCUGCAAAGAUGCUGAUGUCAAAAAGAAUUCAGUAAAGCCACAAAACAGUGCCGAAAAUGGGGAGAAUUACAAAUUUAGAAGUGCCUUUUCAGUCGCUAGUUUCAUACAACUACCGAGAGACGCGCAAAUUCAAAUAGACGCUGCGUUAAGCGAGAUGGAAGCUAUGGAUUACAGAGACUGGAAUGAGGAUCCUAUGGAUUGUCAAAGAUUAUAUACUAUAUUGGGGAGUUGCAUUUAUCACAAGUGUCAUCUUCUGGGAUCUCAUUUGCCUCACGAAGAUCUAAUCGACAUACAUUCAUUUUUGCGACAUAACGGUCUGUUAAAUCUGGUGAAUCAGGAACAAGUAAAGUGUUUAGUUCUAUGGAAACAGAUCUAUCCUUCAUCUUGUAAUCGCGGAAACAUUGAUAACAACGGCCAGCUAUUAAUACCCAAUGGAAAAUGGUUUUUAUUAGUUGUCGGGUAUGGACAUGAUUUAUUAGCGGUUCUGUUGGAAUCCGGCGGAUGUACUACAAAGUACAAUGACGCGAUAGGCCCAGACGUAUUUUAUGUGGAGGAAGCUCAAGAAACGCUGAAACAUAUACAAAAAGUAGGCGUCACAGUUUUAGCCGAGAAAUGGAUUACAUCCAAUGCCAGGCCAGAAGUGAUACCAUAUGAGGAACAUGUAACGACGAAAGCGUCAUCCAGCAUAACGGAAAAUCUGUUUGGUUUGAUAAAAUCGUCCGACCCGCAGGCUGUACCGUCCAAACAAAAUGUUAGUCCUAAUAAAAAGCUGCAAGAACUACCUUCCAUCUUAAAAAAACGUAGUCCUGAAGAAAGUCCCGUGAUCUCGGGUUCUGUAUAUUCCUUACAAACGUCCGAAGAUUCACUUAGUCAAGGAACAGGUGGUGUCAGCGAAGUGAGCGAUGAGGCAAUGCCUAUACUUGGAAGACGAGCAACCCGAGAGAAGAUUAAUUCGAGAUUUUCUGAUGACAGUGAUUCAGAUAUCGACAUAUAUAAGAGUGAUAGUAAUGUACUCACAAUGGAUAUAUCGAAUAUACGGGAAAACUUAUUGAAUCAAGCGGAAUACUUAAUACCACAGAAGCUGACCGCAGGUGAUAAAAAUUAUUUGUAUCACUACGUUCACUUGGAUAUGGUAGAAGGAAUUCUACUGUCGUCAAUACCUAUUCAAAAUACACAGAAGGAUAAUAAGAUCCUUGUUAACUUCAACAAGUGUGUACAUAUUAUUCAUAGACUAUUGCAUAAUACAGUAAGAUUUAAAAUGUUGAAUCAAGAUAUAGAUAAAACGGUAAUCAAUAGAAGCUUAAUCGCUAUUAAAGAACAUGGUGUACUAUUUGAAUGGGAAAAUACAGCUUUUUGGGUAAUCGGACGUCUCUACACGAACCCUCAUCCAAAGGAACUGUAUGUGUGCCAUCAAGACUCUGCCCCUCAAAACCUAAUUGAAAUAGCCUUUCAGUUACACUCUUAAUAUGUACAGUGUAUACACAUAGAAAACACUUGUAUCUUAAUUUAAGCAAAUUAUUUAGUAGAAGUUUUUAUUAUAUCAUUUUAUCAUGCAAUACUGUAUAUCAAUAGAUUUUAACAAUUUGCAUUUUUGAUAAUAAAAAAUUUAUCUUACAG